Messenger RNA from Sphaerulina musiva SO2202, 1311 nucleotides. Its product is annotated as WD40 repeat-like protein. NCBI's taxonomy places the organism in Eukaryota, Fungi, Ascomycota, Dothideomycetes, Mycosphaerellales, Mycosphaerellaceae. Gene Ontology annotation, molecular function: phosphatidylinositol-3,5-bisphosphate binding; phosphatidylinositol-3-phosphate binding; protein binding. Gene Ontology annotation, biological process: autophagy of mitochondrion; protein lipidation; nucleophagy. The transcript is spliced from 3 exons. Gene Ontology annotation, cellular component: phagophore assembly site membrane; cytosol; extrinsic component of membrane. The record is from RefSeq and is a predicted model, not a curated record. Bases 1 to 1311 code for a protein of 436 amino acids.
AUGUCGGGGCUGAACUAUGUCACCUUCAACCAGGAUCACAGCCUGCUGGCCGUUGCAACCACCCGCGGCCUGCGCGUCUAUACCACAGAUCCCUUCGAACUCACCAACCAUUCAUACGAAGAAGACAUCUCUCUUGUUGAGCAGCUCUUCUCGACUUCCCUCGUUGCCAUGACCCUCACACCGCGACACCUCCGCAUUGUUAAUACCAAGCGGACGCAGAGACACUCGACCAUAUGCGAGCUCACCUUCCACGGCAUGGUGGUCGCUGUCAAGAUGAACCGGAAGCGCCUCGUGGUGCUACUGGAGGAAAUCGCCUUCAUCUACGACAUCAGCAACAUGAAGAUGCUGCUCCAGCACCCCACACCUCUCAAUCCAGCUGGCAUCUGCGCCAUAUCACCCAGCUCCGAGAACAACUACCUCGCUAUCCCCCACUACCAGAGGACGGGACACAAUACGAAUGCCCCGCCCGCGCAUGUGCCCAAUUCAGCAGCUGCGAGGGAGUCCGUCAGCGGCGAUGUGCUGCUCUAUGAUCUGGGUCGCGAGGAAGAGGUGACUGUGAUACAAGCCCAUCAGUCGCCACUCUCGUACAUUGCUCUCAACAACGAUGGCACUCUCAUGGCCACCGCAUCAGAAAAGGGCACCGUGAUCCGCGUCUUUUCCAUUCCCUCUGGCAAGAAGCUCUAUCAGUUCCGCCGCGGAAGUAUGCCCGCCCGCAUCUUCUGCAUCUCUUUCAACGCUACCUCCACCCUUCUCUGCGUCUCGUCUGCGACAGAGACGGUCCACAUCUUCAAGCUCGCCCCACCAGGCUCCAACCCCAAUAACGGCAACACGCCGCGUCCGAUCUCACCGCCCUCAUCCCCUCGACACAGCUCAUUCUCGUCAUCUCGCCAACGGAGCGAAUCGCCCAUCCAAUCCGAAAUCGAAUCCUCCGAACAAAACCUCGACGGCGACCCGAGCGCCCUCGCAUCAGCUCCCCAGCCCCGCCAAGCAGGCUUCAUGUCUCUCGUCCGCCGCACCUCGCAAAACGUCGGCACCACCAUUGUGUCACGCGCCGCUGGCUACCUCCCCUCCUCUGUGACAGAGAUGUGGGAACCUCAAAGAGAUUUUGCCUGGGUAAGAGUACCCAGGGGAGCAAAUGGACAACCUGUAAGAUGUGUGGUGGCCAUGGCCAAUAGCGUUCCACAUGUCAUGGUGGCAACGAGCGAAGGGGAUUUCUAUGUCUACAUGGUGGAUCUGGAGAAGGGCGGAGAAGGGACGCUGGUCAAGAGAUUUGAGUAUGUGGAGCCCUCGGAUACUGUCUCUGGUUCUUGA